Messenger RNA from Trichoderma virens Gv29-8, 762 nucleotides. RefSeq lists its product as uncharacterized. The transcript is spliced from 3 exons. The record is from RefSeq and is a predicted model, not a curated record. NCBI's taxonomy places the organism in Eukaryota, Fungi, Ascomycota, Sordariomycetes, Hypocreales, Hypocreaceae. Gene Ontology annotation, molecular function: zinc ion binding; carbonate dehydratase activity. The coding region runs from base 1 to 762 and encodes 253 amino acids.
AUGACUCGCUUUGCCCAAUUCGCGGCCAUUGCGCUCUCUCUCGCCGCUCCGGCACUGGCGGCCUGCGACUACGGAACCCAUCUCAACCCCCGAAGCGAGUCUGUCCCCAUCAGCACCUUUGGCUACACCGGACUCACCGGCCCAUUGAACUGGUUCGGGCUCAACACGACGGCCAACAAAAUGUGCGCCACGGGCAAGUUCCAAUCUCCCGUCAACCUGGACUCUUCCAUCUCUACGGUCCACGGAAGUUCGGUCACCUUCAAGGUGGACUCUUAUCCCUUUGGCUCCGAGUUUGAGAAUCUCGGCACUACUGUCGAGGUGCCCGUCAAUGGAUCGCUCGUUUCCGAUGGCAAGACGUACAAAUUGGCCCAGUUCCACUUUCACACUCCUAGCGAGCACCACAAAUCCACGGCUGUUGUCGCUUUCUUGAUCGACCUCGGACUUAUUUCUGAUCCCCUGCUGACGGCGGUUUUCGCCUCUGUUGGCAUGAUUGCGGAGCCUGGUUCGACGACCACGACCGGUCCUCUUGUGUUUGGCCCUCUUGAGAAUCACCUCCACUCCAACACCAUCUUCAGGUACUCUGGCUCCCUGACCACGCCUCCUUGCUCUGAGGGUGUCUCAUGGCACAUCAGCACCAAGCCGCUGCAGAUUGACGAAAUCACCUAUCAACGAGUCAGGAAUGUCGUCAAGUUCAACUCUCGAUACACACAAAACUCGCUUGGCGAGGUGAAUCUGCUGCAGAACGCUGCCAAUGAGCUUUAA